Messenger RNA from Tarenaya hassleriana, 482 nucleotides. RefSeq lists its product as uncharacterized. NCBI's taxonomy places the organism in Eukaryota, Viridiplantae, Streptophyta, Magnoliopsida, Brassicales, Cleomaceae. The transcript has 6 exons. Bases 30 to 383 code for a protein of 117 amino acids. The record is from RefSeq and is a predicted model, not a curated record.
ACUUGUACAUGGAGGAGUAGUAUAAAUACAUGUGUAUUGUGGGCACAUGGUAUUACUAUUUAGAAAGAAUACCAAGGUUGGUUGUCAUGGAGCAAAACAAGCAUCAGGGUCAAACAGCGAAAGGAAAGGAGCGGGUGGAUCACGAAGCCGACAACAGGGGGAAAGCCAUGACCUUUGAGCAAUGCUUGGAUAUGGAACAACGACUUGAGAGAGCUUUCAAACAUGUCCAAUCCCAAAAGGCCCAAGCAUAUAACGAACAGGCAAAAAAGGUGUGGGAAUUAGAGGUUGAGCAUGCAAGGUUGGUUAUGGAGAUCGAUGGACGCAGGUCGAAGAGGAGGACAGCUGACGACAACGAGAGUGUGUCAAGCUCGCAACCCAAAUAGCCCUUUUAUCAAGUGCCUCCGCCACUAGUCCCUAUGAUACUGCGUUUAUCGUGUAAAUCUAACUAAAAGGAAAUAAAACAACGGAUAUCUUCUGCUUCA